CCAAUAAAUUGAUUGAACAAGUUUUACACAUAACGUAGCCAUCUUCAACUCUCCUUCUUCCUUGGAGACUUUCUCUAAUUCCUUGUUUAGCUUUCCCUCUGCCCUUUCAAACAAUUAGCGCGGAAAAAAAUGGCGUUUUCAGAUAGAAAAUGUUUAAUCCCAAGUUAUCUUUACAGUACAACAUCAGCUAAUUAUUCCAAGAAUGUGAGUACUAGUUUGGAGAAUCAUCAUGGUCAUAUAGACAAGAAGAAUUUCUUGAUUGCAGCACCAAAGGAGGGUUCAGGUUAUAAGGUAGAAAUGUACUCACCGGAGUUUUAUGCAGCCUGCACGAUCGGGGGUAUUCUGAGCUGUGGUCCUACACACACGGCUGUUACCCCUCUUGAUCUUGUCAAGUGCAACAUGCAGAUUGAUCCUGCAAAGUACAAGAGCAUUUCCACUGGUUUUGGAAUUUUAUUUAAGGAGCAAGGCAUUAGAGGAUUAUUUAGGGGUUGGGCACCUACUCUGCUUGGUUACAGUGCACAAGGAGCAUGCAAAUAUGGAUUUUAUGAAUAUUUCAAGAAGUACUACGCAGACCUUGCUGGCGCGGAGAAUGCUAUCAAGUACAAGACUUUGAUUUACCUUGCUGGUUCUGCUUCUGCUGAAGUUAUUGCUGAUGUUGCUCUCUGCCCAUUUGAGGCUGUCAAAGUUCGUGUUCAAACUCAGCCUGGUUUUGCUAGAGGCUUGUCUGAUGGACUUCCCAAAUUUGUCAAGGCUGAAGGAGUAGCUGGGCUUUAUAAGGGGAUUGUACCUCUAUGGGGACGACAAAUUCCAUACACCAUGAUGAAGUUUGCAUCAUUUGAAACCAUAGUGGAACACCUCUAUAAACAUGCCAUUCCAACACCUAAAGACCAAUGCAGCAAUACUGCACAGCUUGGUGUGAGCUUUGCUGGUGGAUAUUUGGCUGGUAUUCUUUGUGCUGUUGUGUCACACCCUGCUGAUAACUUAGUUUCUUUCCUCAACAAUGCCAAGGGGGCAACUGUCGGCGAUGCUGUGAAUAAGCUAGGACUAUGGGGUCUUUGUACUCGUGGUCUUCCCCUUCGUAUAUUAAUGAUUGGCACACUCACUGGAGCACAAUGGGGCAUCUAUGAUUCUUUCAAAGUUUUUGUUGGCCUGCCAACCACCGGUGGUGCUCCUCCUCCUGCCCAAAAGUGAAGAAAACAUCAAUGAGUACUUAAUAUCUUCUUCUUGUUCGGUGCAAGGGCUAGAAGAGAACUGGAAAUUCUUUCAAUUCAAAGUUUUGAUGUUUGCUAUUUGGUAGUAUUUAGUUUUGGAGGAUGAAUCAUCCUCGGCAUUAUUGGGUUUCAAGUAUUAGUCUGUUAGACCACGUUUUCUGGAUUUACAAUAAUAUGUCAAAUUUAUAACGAGAACAUGUUGCCUCUCCACUUCAUGGUUCUCAUGUUAUGAGAUCAUUUUCCUUUUUUCGAUUUAAUAUAUAGUUUGUAACAAACACCAGCAAAUACAUGAUGAGAGUAUGCAUAA
Molecule: messenger RNA, 1518 nt
Organism: Solanum dulcamara
Lineage: Eukaryota; Viridiplantae; Streptophyta; Magnoliopsida; Solanales; Solanaceae
Product: mitochondrial phosphate carrier protein 3, mitochondrial-like
Exons: 6
Coding region: 130-1191 (353 amino acids)
Biological process (GO): mitochondrial phosphate ion transmembrane transport
Cellular component (GO): mitochondrial inner membrane
Molecular function (GO): phosphate transmembrane transporter activity
Source: RefSeq, a predicted model, not a curated record